AUGCCGUUUAUACCGAACACGCCCGAGUCUCUGAUAGGCCGCUCCGACUCCAAGAACCCAGACACUACAUGUCGAGGCAUUACCGGGAGUGGGCGGCCGUGUCGCCGUCCGCUGGCAGCCUCUCCCUCAGCCUCUCCAGCGGCCUCGCGCACGAGAGUGAGCCGACUGCGCGCCGACGACCCUUCCGACCCUGAGCUGUAUUGUUGGCAACACAAAGACCAGGCCAGCUUGUCUGCUAGAUCCAGUCCUGGCCCGAGGACGACGACGACCCCAAUCCUCGAAACCCGCGAAAGCUUGGAUACCCUGAUAGACCGUCUCGGGAUCGUGGAAGCGCAGCAGAAGAAAUCACGGAAAGAUGGACGCGGCUCUGCCCCAGGACCCCGCCGUAACAGUAACUUGGGCGAGAAGGUCACGCAGGCGGGCCAAGGAAACGUGUCACAGCCGCCCAAGCGGAAGCCGAAGGCAAAGCAGCAGACUUCAUUCUGUUGCUGCUUCAAGAUACCCGUGUACGAAGAGGAACGCCCUGCACGACCAAAGCCGAGGCCGCUGCAGUCUGCACCCGCAGCUAUGGGCCCGUCUGCCAAGCUGCCCUCGAACCAGUAUCUGGCACCGUCAUCAGCAGGCCCGCGACCAAGCAUGGCCCAUUCUUCCCGACGUACUUCUGCGCAGUCUACGACAUCACAGACAUCCACGUAUCUGCAGCUCAUACCGCCGACGGCCUCACCACAGACUGCCUCUCAACUUAUGGCCGAACUCGCGAAGCCGAUAUCCCAACAAGACGAGCCUGGCUACAUCUACAUUUUCUGGCUGACGCCCGAGUCUAAACCGUCGACCCCUGCAGCGGAAGCAGCACGAGACCUGCUCGCACCACCCUCGCGUUCCAACGGCCGACAGCGCCGGACAAGCGAUGUGCUACAGUCAUUCGCUACCCAGACGGCCAACUCGUCCAAGAAGACGGUCUUGCUGAAGAUCGGCCGGGCCUCGAACGUUCAACGACGUUUGAACGAGUGGUCGCGGCAGUGUGGAUACAACCUCUCGCUUAUCCGCUACUAUCCCUACAUAUCGACCGCUCAGCCUUCCACGCCGAGAAAGAUGCCGCACAGCCACAAGGUCGAGCGGCUGAUCCAUAUCGAGCUUGCUGGCGCCGGACUUCGACUAAGUGAUAGGGGAAACUGCGAUUCCUGCGGCAAGGCUCAUCGUGAGUGGUUCGAGGUGGAGGCUAGUCGGAAGGGCAUCACCAUGAUUGACGAGAUUGUCAAGCGCUGGUCUGACUGGGAUGAGUCGAGAGGCUGA
Neoarthrinium moseri is the source of this 1293-nucleotide messenger RNA. RefSeq lists its product as uncharacterized. The record is from RefSeq and is a predicted model, not a curated record. Lineage: Eukaryota; Fungi; Ascomycota; Sordariomycetes; Amphisphaeriales; Apiosporaceae. The coding region runs from base 1 to 1293 and encodes 430 amino acids. The transcript has a single exon.